AUGACCACUGUGGUUACCGGUAGCGCUACUGCCGGUGCAUAUAUUGACCCAGCUACACCACCAGCUGCAGACCAAUCCUCAACGACACCCCGUUCCAGCAAUCCAACAUCAUCCCCCUCGACGGCCUACAUCACGCCUACCACCCCUCAAAACCCUGCGACUCCAGUAACAUCUACGAUUGUCCUUGAGAUUACUGCAAAACCCAUAGUGACCAGCAGCACGGCUCCCUACAUCGUGCCAUCUACAGCCACGCCUGGGGUGGGUACAUAUAUCUCCACUACAACGAUGAUGGCAGGUAGCACGACUCCAUAUAUUUUACAGAUGAGCAGCACUACUCCAUAUAUUGUGCAGUCUAGCAUUCCUCCUACAGUGAUUUCCUCAGGUAAAGAGACAACCAGUACCAUUCGGUAUAGUGCGCAUACUCAGACAUCCGGUGCAUACGUGCAACAAUCAACCUCCUCGAUCAACAGCGGCGCUGCUGUCGUCAAACAGUCGGCCUCGACGAAGUCAACUAAUCCCUACACCGUAUCUUCCAGCAGUGCGGCCUCACGUAUGCGAACCACCACGCCCAUGACCGGCUACUCCACAUCAUCCGGUUCGGGUGGCAUGAGGACGACAAAGCCUAUGUCUGCUUCUAUUUAUGCCACGGGCUCAAACCCGGUUGUGUCCGAGGCUGAUUCAAGCCCAUCGAAGAUCAUUUGCAGCGAUGGUCAUACGGCAUCCGCUCCAACGCCAUCCGGGAAGUCCAACGAUCAACAAUUCACUGCAUUGAUUACUUAUACCACGGAGGACUCAUCAGGAAAGCCAUUUACAACCGUUGCCACGGAGACAUACGACGUUGCAGUAAUAACUGAGACGGUCUACGAUUCAACCGGCGGUGUCUCAACCAUGGUGGCAACGUUAAUGUCCUACAGCGGCACAAUAACGCCCACAAUCCUCGCUCAAAGUACCUCCCUUCCUACAGCUCCUCCAGACCAUCAAAGGGCAGAUGAGGUCGAGCUUGGCUUGGCUGUGACUGAUGUGCAAUAUUUUCGUGCCACAUACCUACCUGUCCUGAUAGCGGUUAUUCUCAAACUCGUUUGGGCCAUCGUCUUCACCUCCACGAAGAUGAUGGAGCCGUUUUAUCUCCUAUCGAGGGAAAAGGGCGCAACUGCCAAAGAAUCACUUUUGGCGGAUUAUCUGACCACCAGUUUUUCGGUUGAGGGCAUAAAGAACAUGUUUUUUAGCCACCCAGCCGUCACCCUGGUGAGUCUUGCAUAUAUUUGCGUAAGCGCUGUCCCAGCGAUAGCGACGCAAUCCACAACUGUGAGAGCGAUUGCAUGGUGCAGAACCCCCGACCUCAAAGCGGCAAGGUGCAAUCCGAUGGGGUACCUCAAUAUUAACUACACCAGAGCUCUUGAAGCAAUUCUUUCUCUAGUUGCUCUUGUCAUUCUUCUGGUGAUCAUACUUUCUAGUCGCCGUCGCAGCGGAAUCUUUUCUAACCCAUCCUCAAUUGCCACGAUGGCUUCACUCCUCAGUAGUGAAGACUUUAUGGAGGAGUUACGGAGAAUAGACCAAAAAUCAAGCCGUUCGUUCGCGGGACAACUCCUUGAUCCUUACAGAUACAUAUCUAGCCGCCAUCAGACAGGCACGGGCUAUAUGAGGUACGGAAUUGUAAGAGCACCUAGGCAAUCGAUAGAGCCCACGGUCAAGAACACCGAUCAGCAGGAAUAUUCGGCUCUGGUGCAGCCACGUGCUGGUAGGACCGAAGUACACAACUCUCGCAGUACGCUCUCGAAUCGUUUCCUCACCGACACUCUCUUCCUUCUUUCAAUUCUAGCACUUCUCGGCGUGCUUAUAGGUUACUAUUUGGACGGACAUGACGACCCUUUGAAUAACUACUUCAACCACAACCCAACCAGUCGACUUGUCCUCACAGUUGCUGCCAGUCUUCUCGACAUUCGCUGGAAGCAGCUAGAACGAGAAGUUCGACUUCUAACACCCUAUCGACGAUUGUUCCGCGGGUCUGCAAAGCCGCAGUCGACUAUCCUGGUUUCACAGAACUCUACGCCUCUCAAAAGCAUCUUCCCGGCGCUCUGGAGACGAAACUUCUUCCACGCUUUUGUGGCCCUUGUGGCCACACUGUCUGAUGUUUUGAUUAUUGCCAUCGGCGGCGUGCCAUGGAAUGCUGCACAAAUUUGGCUCGGUUUCCUUGUGAGUAUAUAUUCCAGUUGGGCAAUACUGGCCUUGAUGGCGCUUACAGUCAUCGCCAUCUUCCGAUGGAGGGCAUUGAACGAGAAAAUGAUGAUGCCACAUGAACCUACAACACUACUUACGGUGUGGCUUAUGCUCUGCAACGAGGGCAACCAACUUCGUGAAGAAAUGCACGGGUAUGAAACCAUGAGUGCAAAAGAACGAGACGACAGGGUCAAAAUGAGGGCCGGAUUGUAUUGGGCUGGUUGGCUCACCCAGCCUGAUGGCUGUCGGCGAUGGUGUUUGGAAAAGGAAAGUGGUCAGGCGUCGGGGAUGAAUAUGAUGUACGAACAUAAUUGGUGA
Messenger RNA from Cladophialophora psammophila CBS 110553, 2535 nucleotides. RefSeq lists its product as uncharacterized. The record is from RefSeq and is a predicted model, not a curated record. The coding region runs from base 1 to 2535 and encodes 844 amino acids. Lineage: Eukaryota; Fungi; Ascomycota; Eurotiomycetes; Chaetothyriales; Herpotrichiellaceae. The transcript has a single exon.